Molecule: messenger RNA, 7773 nt
Organism: Toxoplasma gondii ME49
Lineage: Eukaryota; Apicomplexa; Conoidasida; Eucoccidiorida; Sarcocystidae
Product: 3'5'-cyclic nucleotide phosphodiesterase domain-containing protein
Exons: 16
Coding region: 2032-5289 (1085 amino acids)
Biological process (GO): signal transduction
Molecular function (GO): 3',5'-cyclic-nucleotide phosphodiesterase activity
Source: RefSeq, a predicted model, not a curated record
CACCACAACAAUUCAGGUUCACAGAUCCCACUUCCUGAUACGUAACCAUACACUAAAUGAAGGCCGAUGGUCGAGAUAGGGGAAAGCAAGUUGUAUAUUCUCGACUCCACCGAGAGUGCCAAAAUCAAAUUUGCAGCAACGCAAAAGCGUUGUGCGUACCGCUGACGAGCAUAACACCAAUUACAAAGUAAAGUAAGCUGGUUCUUGCGUAGACGCAAGUACUACGAACAGGAGUGGAGCGACACCUUACAGGACCAACAGAACUUUCUCAUUUUAUGCGGCAGAAACUUCUUCGUUGCUGUCUGUUUUCGGCCGAUACCCUAAAGGAUGCAUGUGCGGAUAAUCUAAUAGUCUUCGUUGCUCAUGAUCCAUACGGCACUUCAGUUCCUCCACAAAAGGGCGAGGGGAAAUGCAGUCCUCGCCAGCUCACACCAAUUUGGUGUAGAGCGUGCCCAAAAGCAAGGCAAAUGUAGACCGGCCGCAGUGCAAAGACUAUUUUUGUUUUUACUUUCUACAAUCGAGCGUCUAGCUCUGAUCAAAGGAUUUCAAAGGCAACAGCGCCUACUGAAGUCGGAGCAUGUGGUAUAUGCAGGACCUCCUGGCUGUCCGAGGUAACACGUGUCUCAUUCAUGGCUUUUUGCGUGGUGGAUGCCCAAACUGCAUGCUUCCGAAAGAUGCCUUUUGCCCUCUUCCGUAAAAAUUAAUUGGUUUCUGACCGAAUUUCCCACUAUUUUUCAGUGUUCCUCUCCGGAAGUGAGUGAGAUCGCAGCUUUUCUCUUUCUCUGUGGUCCUGCAUGCCCUCCAUGAGUCGCAGGAUCGCUGAUUCGUCGAUGGGGCACGGAAUCAUUGCUUUACCUUGGGUGACCGCAAGGCAGUAUUGGAUUUUCUAAUCGGGGACGUCUUUGCAACCACACACCCCCGUUGUGCUUGUUUUUCAAAGAUUUUCGCGGCUUUUGAAAUGUCAUCUAGUUCGAUCCCGUAUCUCUUCCCGUCUAUCAGCUUUGCUGUUUUCGCUCGUAGAAAACGUAUUCAGCGGUCGUACUCACUGGAUCCAAACGUCUUUCUCCUUCUGUCUGGUUUUUCCGCUUUAUGCCGUUUUCAUCUAGUAUGAGGCGCUUCUCCUCUUUCCAGCAAGACCCCGUUUUCUCCUCGUGUCUUCGUGCCCGCGCUGUCGUUUCGAGGACACCGGUACCUGGAAGACAGACUCACCGCACUCACGUCUGCGUCGAGUUUCUUGUCCGGUAACUUCCGUUGGAUCUCUCUCUACUGCUUCAUCCCGCGCUCCAUUUCCGUGAAUUCACCGACGCUGCUGUUCACAUUUGCGUUCUGCCUGGUUCUUGCGUUGACUCCAUUUGUCUCUUCCCAGUGGAGACACCUUUUCCCUGUUGGAGUGGCGACCUCGCAGCUGCGGGAUUUUCGGCGUGAAAAAAGACUUCUCGCAUCCCAGCGGCGACUGCGUUCUUGCUUCCUGCCUCCCUCCUUCCUGCCUGUGAACGUGGAGAUCGCGUCGUCUGGCGGACCCGCCGAUGAGCGCGUCGCCUGUGUCUCUUGCGUCUCUCUGACCCCGGAGAGAGAGACACUUGCUUUUUUGUCGCGGUCUCUGUGGUCAGUCUGCUGUGUAUGCAUGACUGUCUCCCCACGACUUCUAUGCACGACGUCUUCUUUUCGUCUUCUUCAUCUCUUGCGCUCCCUUUGCUCUUUCCGCCCGAUGCCGCCGGCCUUCACGCGGGUUUUAAGUUGAAAGAAAGUGUGGAUCUGCGGGCAUGGGCAUGUGGAGUCUCGUGCAUCUCCUUUUCCGUCCGGUCCCCAACACGGCCUUUGUCUCCAUCUUUUCCCCAUUGCCACGCUUUCCAGUGCUUGUGCGAAAGCAGAAACGCGUGAGGAAGAAACGGGUCUGAAGCCCGCGUUCUCCGAGAGACAAAUCGAGGGCGCGAAGGAAGUGGCAAAGCCGUCAGACAAUUCCUGAAGCAAAAGAGAAGGAGGGAAGAGGACGAGAAGACCGAACUCGGUGUGUCUGCCUUGGCGUCUGCGAUGGCAGCGGAGUCUUCCCCGUCGGGGCCGAUCGAGAGCGCGGGACUCGCCGCAAGAGACGAGAGCCCAACGCGGUCGUCCACCAGCUCUUUGGACCCAGACCAACAGACGUGUGAACAUGCCUCCAGUUUGCCUUCUUUGCGUGAGUCGCCUCGCGCCUCUGCUUCUUCGUCAGGCGUGGCGUCGAAGGCCGGCGAGGGCCCUCGUCUUUUGACAUUCUUGCCGCAGCGACUCCACGAGGCGACUCCGCCGCAAGACGGGGCGCUUCCCGCGGCGAGUGGCCAUGGCCAUACAGACGCGGAGACGCAUGCUCAGGGUGCCAACCCGGGAGAGGCGAGGCCGGAGAUUCAGGCGGGGCCGGACUCGGACUCGAAGACGUCUUCGUCGCCUCUCUCUUUUCUCACGUCGCUCGCCGUUGCCUCCAAGCAGAAAGCGCAUGCCGAGGGCGUGUCCAGCCAUGCUUCUUCGAUAUCGGGGAAGAGGCGCGCGCAAGGAGUGGAGAAGCUUUCUGUGGGCUCUUCGAAGACGGCCCUCGUGAGUCUUGACGAAGAGAGCGAUGUGUCAGGCGCGGACAGCGCCGCCAGCGUUUUGUCCUCCCAGUGGGCCAGCGGCGAGGACAGGACCAUCGGGGCGAAGCCUGUCCCCGAUCGAGCAAGGUGGACGACGACUGCCCACGAUGCGACCACGCACGGCGACGCGUCGGCAGAGACCCUCACAACGCCUGAGGGGAUACAAAGCCCGCCGCUGAGCUGCAUCGUCGCCGUGGAGGAGCAGACUGUCCCGCCAUGGGAGGAGCGGGGGAUCGUAGAGGGCGUCGGUGUGGUGAAGGCGUCGAGUCUGAAGAAAAGUGGGCGCGGGCCGAAAGCCAUCCACUUCCGAGAGGCCGACAGCGAAGUCUCGGCUCCCUCCUUCUCCGAUAUGCCCUCGCUCGGACCUGGCAUGGGCCGCCAGGAGUCUGACCUCGAGAGACGCAGCAACGGCGAGGUGUUUCGCCCCAUGCACUUCUCCGAAGACGACGAGGAGGAAGACGAAGAGGAAACGAAAAGAUAUCUCGGGCGCAGCCAGACAGGCGACCCAGGGUGGCGCGGCCUGCGCUGGCAGAUGCGGUCGAUGUGGAGGUACGUGGCGGCGAUCAACAACGACGAGGCGACGAUGAAGAACGCGACGGGACCUUACCGAGUUCUCCGGGGCUGUGACUGCAAGUGCUUCCCACUCGCGUUCAAGGAACGGCGCGCGGAGUGCGACUACCGAAACUUCAACAUUCGCCGAAUGCCGCUCCGACUCGUGAUCGUGUUCCCCGUGCUCUGCACGAUCUACGCCAUCAGCUACGGCACUUGUCGCAGGUUCUGUCCGGACUGCUACUUGGCUGCUCCGUUUGACGGGGAAUUAGUGGUUUCGGUGUUCCUCCUCACCGUCGCGACUCUCGGGGCUCACUUCUAUCUCCUGUACGAGUACCUGGAGCUGUUUGUCGUACUCACCCUCUGUCUCUUGUCCACGUACCGCUCGGCGAUGCGACUCUCCACCCUCGCAGGGGCAAUUCGCGACCCAGCCAAUUUCGGAGUCAUUUUCCCGUACUACGGCAUCAAUGGAAUCCUCGAGAGCUUUCUUCUCUGCUUCACCAUUGUCACCUUCCUUGGAGUGAGAUUCGCAUACGCAAUGUGGGCGACGCUCUACUUUCUCGCGUGGUCUGCUCCCAUCGCUAUACUCUCAAUGCAUUUGUCCGUCAAGCUGAUCCGCGAGCCAGAACGCGUCUGGUCGGAGUGGGAGGGUCUCUUGCACAUUCUCCCGUUUCUCCUUAUCGUCCUCACACUCGUCUCCGCCUACUACGAAGAAAGAAAAAAACGCGUCCUCUUCUGGAAUCUCAGAAUUUCGGAUUCUCGCCUGAAGCUGCUCGAGAAGCAGGUCCAACUCAGGCGCCUCAAACGUCGUGUGGACACCGGCACUCCCUUAGACUGCAUUUUGGGCAAUCUCUCAGAGGCUUUGGAGGCACUGAAGAGGCCGACGCCAUUGAACCGGGAGGAGAUUUUCGCGUUGAUGCAGGAGACGAUAAACAUGCUGACAACGUCUGAGAAUGUGUACCAAGUUCAGGCGGAAUAUGUCGACAACGACUUCACACGCUCGUUCAUUCGCGACCUGCGCAUGCACAGUCGGGAAGCUUCCGACUUUGCCGUCUCGCGACUGAACACUCUCGCCACACGCAGGCGGUCGGUUAUCUCAGGGAGAGUGGAAACAACUCGAACAGAGUUGCUGGAGGAAAUUGGAAACUCCUGGGACGUCAACAUGUUCAUGCUCAGACUGAAGCUUCCCCGACCUCUCGUCGAGGUCGGCUACGUUCUUCUCUCGCCCUUCGCCUUGUCCCCGGAUGCUUGUCUCAACACGCAGUUGCUGCGUAAAUUCCUUUGUGAAGUCGAUAAAGCGUAUCGCAACUGCCCUUACCACAACUCCUUACAUGGAUCUAUGGUUUGUCAUUUGUCUAUCUGCCUCCUCGAGAUGCUCCGUCUCCGAGAGUCCUUGGGUGACCUAGAGGAGGCAAGCCUGAUCAUCGCAGCGCUCUGCCAUGACAUUGCGCACCCUGGCAGAAACAACAAUUUCAUGGUGAACGCUAACACACCUCUCGCUCUCACGUACAACGAUAUCUCCGUCCUCGAAAACAUGCAUGCGUCCCUCACGUUCAAGUUGCUCCUCGACCGUCGAUUGGGUCUGCUGAACCACCUGCACCGGGAGGCUUACCGCUCUUUCCGAAUGACGGUGAUCGAGUUGAUUAUGUCGACAGACAUGAAAACUCAUUUUGAGCAGAUCGCGAAUUUCAGAGUCAGGAGACAGAAAGAGGAGUUUGACCCCAUCAACAAUUACGACGAUAGACAGAAAGUGAUGUCGAUGAUUAUCAAGUCUGCCGACAUCGGCCACGGCACUCUGCCCUGGGCUGACCACGAACGGUGGUGUAACCUGGUCGUCCAAGAGUUCUAUGAACAGGGCGACGAGGAAAAGCGACUGGGCCUACCGGUCUCUUUCUUGUGUGAUCGAGACCAGCACGACAGAGAGUUCUUCAAAUCUCAAGUUGGUUUCCUCGACUUCGUUGUCAAGCCGCUGUACGAAGAACUCAAAGCUCUGGAGACGCAGUUGAAUCUAAACCCUCAGCUGCCAAUCGAGAACAUUUGUUUGAAAAAUCUCCAGGAGAAUAUUUCGGAGUGGAAGAAAAAGAAUGAAGAGCGCCGGGCUUCUCUGGAACCGGCUGGUCUAGAAGUUGGAGGAGCGUAACAGAAAAAGAAGUUUUUCGAUAGUUUCGACUGACGAGACGCACGUUCGUCUCCCGUCACACAAGUCGAGAGUAAAGCAGUGCCCUGAGAACGGUUCAGACCCAAGAGAGAAGAGACAGACAGCCGGAUUAUCUGUUGAACGGGCGCUUGUGAGUUGCGCAUUCGACAUGAGAGGCGAGAAGCUGAGAUAGAAGUGGAGACAAAGGAAAGGCACAUGACUAAGGAUUCUGCGUCCCAGCGGGAUAUUUGUUUAAUGACAUUGUCAAGCAUCGCAGUUGGGGCUCGAAAAAAGUAUUUCGCAUUCAUAUGCGUUCUUGUCGACCGAUCUGUCUGUCGCUCGCUGUUGCGCCAGAUUCACGCUCGACCUCGGUUUGACCUUCAGAGGCCUGGUGGCGUUUUCGCGUUUCACUGUUUGCUGGUGUCGGCCUGUCUACGCAGAAACCGGCGCAUGCAUCCACAUCCAUCGGUGUCUGUGCAUGCGUGAGUGGCGGUGUCGGCGUAUGUCAGAGCCCACCUUUCGGGUCGUUGGCUGACGCGACAGAGUGUGGAACUUGUAAAGUGAUGCAUGCGUUGUUUGGUGAGAAGCACUGUCCGUGGAGAGAUCUAUGGGCUGCUGUUGCGGUUUGUAGCCUGCAAAGGCGCGAUUUGAACGUUCGUUCUGUGGCGGCUGCGUCCAAACCGUCCUGCUUUUUUUUCGGUAGGUCUCUCCAGGUUCCAAGCUGCUCGUGCUGCGACGGGUCGAGUAUAGACACCGGCGCUGGAAUUAUCGAUGCGUGCACGCAAGCAUCCAUCUAUCUGUGAGUGUGUGCUUUUCUCGCGGUCGACCUCGCCCUCGUAUUUGCAUCGAAUCGCGAAACGGUGUGCGUGAUUUUCCGUUUCCUCUUUUUCACCUCUCAGUCCCCCUCCGCAUGCAAGGCAGGAGAGACGCGGUGGCGUUGCUAUGCUAACUGCUGUGGUCUGGGAGACACGUUGGGUUGGAGUUUUCCGAAUUCUCGCGCUUGCCGUAGAAAGCCUGACGUCGGAGGGAAGGCGCAGAAAAGAUUCGGCGGCCUUUUGCAGGACACUGGGAAUUGCGUCGCGUGAGUGUGUGCCCGGAAGGCAGUGUGGAGACGCGAGUCGAGAGUCAGUCAACUUUUUUUGCGUCUCUGCACCGCUUGGCAGACGGCGAAUGCUUGCAGCGGUGUACGUCAGAGACGCAGAUUGAGAUGUGCAGGUGCGGAAUGGACUGUUAUGUUCGUGGCGACGCGGAGCGAAACAGAAGGCACCCCCGCGUGUGUGUGACCCUGUGUGACUUGGCGACACUCUCAGAGCAGUCGUUACAGAACGGGCUGGAGCGCAUUUUGGCGUGCGACAGUCGAUCACGAUUUACUCUUUGAGCUGUGCCUGUUUGUCGCGCCUCUGUGGUUCAAUCGAACGCUCGAGGAGGCACAGCUAGAUGGCGGCUUCUGUGUAGUUUUUGAGGCAGGAUGCCCAGGCCACAGUGGUGCGUCGUUCAAUCUCCGCGAGGCACAAGAGCCCGACGUGCCGUCUAUAAGCCGGUGUCGGCCUGUGACCUUUGCAGACUUCUGAGUGAGUUUUUCGAGUUGCGAGAGUCGGCGAGGAAAAAUGUAUGUUGUUCGUCGAUAGUGGUACAGGUCCAAAUCUGCGUUAGACAACGUUCACUUUGUGGAACGGGAACAGGAAUUUUGGCAACGUUCUGUUCCUCAGUCGCCUCUUGUCAAGGAAAUUGUCUCUUCAUUUCGGUGCCCCUUUUGGGAGACUCUCCGUCGACGUGAGAGAAGACUUUUCUUCUGUGACCCUAAAUAGAGUGUGGCCAUGGGUCGCCCUUCUUCUUUUUUCUCGUCUGGCUGCCUCUAGUGAGUACCUCUUUUCUCAUGUCUAAGUGAAAUGGACAGUGAAGCUACCGCUACCGAGAAGUACGGUUCUCUUUCGACGCAUGAAAGCCUGCACCUGCAAUGAAUUCGCGGCACAUCUGACUUGCCAAGCCUCUCAGGCGCUUCUCACUGCAAACCAUGAAGACUCGUGUCAAAGCCUCUCCCCGCACCACAUAAAGGACCAACUCUCGAGCCCAGCAUGUGAUCCAGCAUGUGUUUUUUUUUUCGCACCGCCUCCAAAAAUACAUCAACCUACUUACUUCUCUAGAGAUACAGGAAGAUGCAUAGGUGCAUGCAGGCCUUCAAAGGUGUGGAUUUCGCAUGUGUGUAGGCUUCUCCCAGAAAAGUGGAUACAGUCCAUCUGAGAUGCAGAGGGCACCGUCACUGACACCCUCCAUCUUGUGUUUGGCAGUGAACGGAUCGCUCGGUGCAAGGUGAACUGCUGCUCUCUACUGUUGUGUCCAUUUGAUAGAGUCGUGGAUGGUUCACUCUUUUUACAGCCGUUAAAAUUCCCCUAACGCUUCUCAGUGAAAAUCAAAGACGGACUGUCUCCGGAUGAACGUGACUUCUCGAACCAUGGAUUCCUAGCGUCUUGCCUCUCUCAAUCUGCC